AUGAAAGUUGAGAAUACAGACAACAUGGAUUUCGAAUUAGAACCAACUUUAGAAUCGGUUAUCAAGCAAGAUACCUUGAAAUGGAUCUUCGUAGGUGGUAAAGGGGGUGUUGGUAAAACUACCACCUCAUCCUCAAUAGCUGUGCAAUUAGCUUUGAAUUAUCCUAAUGAUCAAUUUUUAUUGAUCUCAACUGAUCCAGCUCAUAAUUUAUCUGAUGCUUUUUGUCAAAAAUUCGGUAAAGAUGCAAGACCAGUUGAAGGAUUAACCAAUUUAUCAUGUAUGGAAAUUGACCCAGAAGCCGCCAUGUCAGAUUUACAACAACAAGCUAAUCAAUUCAAUAAUGAUCCUAACGAUCCUUUGAAAUCAAUGAUGAGUGAUAUGACUGGUUCUAUCCCAGGUAUCGAUGAAGCUUUAUCUUUCAUGGAAGUUUUGAAACACAUCAAGAACCAAAAGGUUGACGGUUCAGAAGCAAAUGCCAAUCAAGUCCAAUAUAAGACCAUCAUUUUUGAUACUGCUCCAACUGGUCAUACUUUAAGAUUUUUACAAUUACCUUCAACUUUGGGUAAAUUAUUAACUAAAUUCCAAGCUUUAAGUGGGAAAUUGGGUCCUAUGAUGUCCAUGUUAGGUGGGGGACAACAACAAAAACAAGAUAUGUUCGAAAAAUUGAAUGAAAUACAGAAAAAUGUCACUGAAGUCAAUGAACAAUUCACCAACCCAGAUUUAACCACCUUUGUAUGUGUUUGUAUCUCAGAAUUUUUAUCAUUAUAUGAAACUGAAAGAAUGAUUCAAGAAUUAAUGAGUUAUAAUAUGGAUGUUAAUUCCAUUGUUGUCAAUCAAUUACUUUUCGCCGAUAAUGAUGAAAAUUGUAAGAGAUGUACUUCAAGAUGGAAAAUGCAAAAGAAAUAUUUGGAUCAAAUGGGUGAAUUAUAUGAAGAUUAUCAUUUAGUUAAAAUGCCAUUAUUAGGUUGUGAAAUUAGAGGUGUUGAGAAUUUGAAGAAAUUUUCUAGAUAUUUGUUAACUCCUUAUGAUCCUAGAGUUAACGGUAAUCUUGUUUAUGAAUUAGAAGAAAAAUAA
Messenger RNA from Yamadazyma jaroonii, 1074 nucleotides. The record is from the annotation of a GenBank genome assembly. NCBI's taxonomy places the organism in Eukaryota, Fungi, Ascomycota, Pichiomycetes, Serinales, Debaryomycetaceae.